AUGCGGUCGAUGGAGGAAACGCAGGUGCGAUGGGAGGCCACCAUCAAGCACUGCACGUCCGUUUCCGACCUCCAGCGGGCAGUCAAGAAUAACGGCCCGUCCAGUCCAUGUCUAUCCGGAUGCCGCUCCGUGUGCUGGAAGACCUUCCUCCUGUUUCAGGAGACUGGCACCGAUAGCUGGAUACAAACAUUGCGCCAUGUCCGAGAAACCUAUGCAGAACGGCGAGACCACUUCUUGAAGUUUAUUCGUCAUCCCGAGGCUCUUGCUGAAAUUAGCUCAGAUCCCCUCAAUGACGACCCCGACUCACCUUGGAACACGCUCAGGCAAGAUGAAUUGAUCCGCGCCGAAAUUGAGCAGGACGUGAAGCGUCUCCCCGAUGAGGCCAACUACCACGAGCCUCGCGUCCAGCUUCUCAUCAUCGACGUCCUCUUCAUCUACUGCAAACUGAAUCCCGGCCGCGGCGGCUACCGCCAAGGCAUGCACGAGCUGUUAGCACCCAUCUUUCACGUUUUGGAGCAAGACGCCGUCAAUCGCGCGACUCUCGUUGAAAAUGACCUGCUCGAUGUCGCCAUGCUGGAGACGCUCGACGCCGCCUACAUCGAACAUGAUGCCUACGCCGUCUUCUCCAAGCUCAUGGAGCGCGCCCAGUUUUUCUACGAAGUCAAGGAUGCGGUGCCAGGUAUGCCGUCGCUUCAAGAGACCAGCUCAGCCAUAGUAGACAGAAGCAAACAUAUUCACCAAGUCUUGCUCAACAAGAUUGAUCCCGAUCUCGCUGCCCAUCUCACCAACAUUGAAAUCUUGCCACAAAUUUUCCUCAUCCGCUGGAUACGUCUGCUUUUUAGCAGAGAAUUCCCGUUUAACCAGUUCCUCAUCCUCUGGGAUACCCUCUUCGCCGUCGACCCUUCAUUAGACCUCAUUGAUUUCGUCAGCUGCGCCAUGCUUCUUCGCAUCCGCUGGCAGCUUUUGGAAGCCGACUACUCGGUCUGCCUUCAGCUUCUCCUCAAAUAUCCCGCCCCAGACCCCCAGCAUGGCCCGCACACCUUUGUCGACGAUGCCGUCUACCUGCGCAGCCACCCCGACUUCCCGGGCGGCUCCCACAUCAUCGCAAAGUACACGGAUCGAUCGCCUGCCACGCCCGGCGCAUCAGCCACCAGCCCAACCACAGCUGCAGCGCGACGCGGCCUCGAAAGCAUCCGGCAGCGUGCGCUGCGUACCAGCGGCGCGCAGCUGCCCGGUGGCGGUGUCGGUGUGGAGCAGCUAAUCCAAGGCGCGGCGAAGAGCGCGCGCGCCGCGUUUGAAAAGGGCGAGAAGUUGGGCAUCAACCAGGCGGUGCGCGAGGCUAUGGGCGAAUUGCGCCGCAACAUGCAGAAUCUGAACGACGCUAGAGUCGCGCCGCGACCACCGCAUGGGGAUGACGCCACCGUGGCGCUGGCAGCGUUUGACAGGCGCAGCAAGCAGCUGGCGGGCUUCCUGAACGAGACGGUGGCGGACCUCAAGGCGCUGUCGGCUUCGAAUCUGGAUGACAAGGUCAAGAGCCUGCAGAUGCUCGAGGUGGCGGCCGCCAAGGUGCAGUUUGUGCAGAUUUACCUCGAGGACCCGACCAUGGACGUGCCACCAUUUCGAGGAGAUGCGUCUCGAGAAUCGGAGGAUACGGUGUUGGAGCGCACAAAUAAUACGUCUGAAGGCCAGGAUUUAAAGACACAGGAUACAGAGAAGCAGGAUGCAAAGCAGCAAGAUGCAGAGGAGAAACAUGUGAAGAAGCAGAAUGUAAAGAAACAAGAGUCAGCUGUUGAGCAGAGUCCCGGAACACCGCCGCAGACAACGGGAGAGGUCUCGCGCACGACCGCAGCAGAUGAGCGGCCAGCUGUUCCAGAGAAGUCUGGCCCGGCAGAGACGAAGAAACCUACCAGAGCGACGCAGCUUGCAGACUCUGCAGCAACCGAAGCAAGCAAGACUCCGACCACGUCAUCACAGCCUGAGACGACAGCUUCCCCCAAAGAGACCCCGGCCACGGACUGCCCGGAACCAACAGGAUCAGCCCCGUCAGAACAAACAGAAACCCCUGGCAAGCCAUCAGCCGCCACGCCAGCCCGGCCGCCCCUCCCCGCCGUGCCCACGCGGUCCACGAUUGCGCAGUCGUCGUUUUCCUGGAUGCUCGAGCCCGACGAGUCUACCCCUUCCGCGGCGGCCGCCGCUGCCGGCAGCAAGUCGCCGCAGAUGGGAUCCAAGAAGCGCAGCUCCAACCUGAGCCGCGAGCGCAACGCGUUUCUCUUCGGCGACGGGGACGGCGAUGCGGGUGGUGAUCCGCUGGCGACAAACAACAUCUUUGGACUGGAGUCGAUGAGCAAGGUCAAGGGCAAGUGA
Messenger RNA from Cordyceps fumosorosea ARSEF 2679, 2364 nucleotides. Its product is annotated as TBC domain-containing protein. The coding region runs from base 1 to 2364 and encodes 787 amino acids. Gene Ontology annotation, biological process: activation of GTPase activity. NCBI's taxonomy places the organism in Eukaryota, Fungi, Ascomycota, Sordariomycetes, Hypocreales, Cordycipitaceae. The record is from RefSeq and is a predicted model, not a curated record. Gene Ontology annotation, molecular function: GTPase activator activity. The transcript is spliced from 6 exons.